AAAAUACGUUGCAUAAUUCUUACUCUAUCCGACAAAGAUUGAAGAUUGCCCAUGUGUUGAGACAACAACAGUCCCUUGCUUAGAUUGAUUAGUUGUUGGAAAUAAGAUUAAAAUACAAGAAACGGAAUGUAAAGAGACAGUGACACAAAGCAGCAGCUCCAAAUUCUCUCUACAGUGGAUUCUCAUUUCAAAUUUCAGAUGCUGAAUUUCCUGCUUAUCAGCUAAAUUGAUUGAGUAGUGUCUCGAGGAAUUGUGGAUUGUUGUCUAGUGAUGGCUUUUUGGGUGCCUUUGGUUAUGUAUAUGGCGUGUUGUCUCCCUGUGAUUUUUGCUCAAGAAACUGCAUAUGCAACAGUUGUUGUUAGGGGUGCUACAAAGGUUGCUGAGACUGAUGAUCAUUUUGUUUGUGCUACUAUCGAUUGGUGGCCAUCAGAUAAGUGUAACUACAACCGUUGUCCAUGGGGAGAGUCCACUGCCUUAUCCCUGAACUUGUCUCAUCCGCUGCUCGCCAAGGCCAUAAGAGCGUUCGAUCAUUUGAGAAUAAGAAUCGGAGGAUCUCUGCAAGACCAAGUUAUCUAUGACGUGGGCGCCUUGAAUUAUCCUUGUCAUGCUCAUCCAUUUUUCAAAAAAAUAGAUGGCCUGUUUGGAUUUUCCAAAGGUUGUUUACACAUGAAUAGAUGGGACGAGCUCAACGACUUACUUGCUAAGACAGGGGCCAUAAUAACAUUUGGACUUAAUGCACUUUAUGGGAGGCACAAAACCGGAAAAGGUGCUUGGGGAGGUGCUUGGAACUCAAGUAAUGCCCGUGAUUUCAUCAAAUACACUAUCUCCAAAGGAUACCAUAUCGAUUCAUGGGAAUUUGGUAACGAGCUGAGUGGAAAUGGAGUUGGUGCUAGUGUUGGUGCCACACAGUACGGAGAAGAUUUAAUCAACCUUAAAUCUAUCAUCAAUGAUUUAUACAAGAACUCCGACGUCAAACCAUUGCUUCUAGCACCAGGAGGAUUCUUUGAUCUGAAAUGGUAUGCAAGGUGUCUUGAUGUAUCCGGGCUAAACACAGUCAAUGCACUGACACAUCAUCUAUACAAUCUGGGCCCUGGUGAUGAUCCCCAUCUUGUGAGUAAGAUAUUGGAUCCCUAUCAUUUGAAUAGGGUUGCUGGAACUUUCGUCAAUCUUCAGCAAACAAUGAAAAGACAUGGUCCUUGGGCUUCUGCCUGGGUUGGAGAAGCUGGAGGAGCCUACAAUAGUGGUGGUCGUCAUGUGUCCAGUAGAUUUGUCAAUAGCUUCUGGUACUUAGAUCAGCUUGGAAUGUCAUCCAAGUACGAAACAAAGGUAUAUUGUAGACAAACUUUAAUUGGCGGGAACUAUGGUCUCCUCAACACAACCACAUUUGUUCCCAACCCUGAUUACUACAGUGCACUUCUGUGGCAUCGGCUUAUGGGUAAAAGAGUUCUUUCAGUUGAUAGCGAUGCUUCAGCGCACUUACGUGUUUAUGCUCAUUGUUCAAAGGAAAAAGCGGGCAUAACCUUACUUCUGAUCAAUCUAAGCAACCAUACCGAAUAUCAAAUCAGAGUUCGUAACAAUAUAAACCUCAACUUGGUUGUAGGAGAUCAGCAACAAAAAUCUUUCAUGCAUGGUCUUAAGAGAACAGUUUCAUGGCUUGGAAGAAAAGCAUCAUACGGAGCAUUAUCAAGAGAAGAAUACCAUUUAACUCCGAUGGACGGUAACCUAAGAAGCCAAACUAUGUUUCUGAAUGGUAACCCGUUAGAACUUGCACAGAAUGGAGAUAUCCCGAGUUUGAAUCCUGUUCUUGUCGACAUAAAUUCCCCUGUACUUAUUAUUCCUUUAUCCAUUGCCUUCAUUGCCUUCCCGCAUUUCGAUGCUCCAGCUUGUGUAUGAUUUUUCUAGUACCACAAUUACUUUCUGCUUCUGCACCUUAUUAUACAGUGCAGGACACCGCUGAGCUGUAACCUCUUGAUAAUUGUAUCUAUAUUGUACCAACUAGUUCAACAACAAAGUUCACUUGCUAAAUGCAAGAUUCUUAUAAGAGUACUAUUUAUAAAUUAUAUUACCGAGUACUGUGAAUUGGCAAUGUAUCUAUUGGAGAUGGGUGUAUACUGGAUCAAACCACGAGGCCAUUGCAGAUCCUGAAAAGCAGAGGUUAAAAGCAGAAGAACGAAAAUUCUGAAUUCGAAAAGGUUUUGGAUUCACCGCGAGAAUUUUUUUAGGGGUGGUAGCUGGUGUUGUUGCACGAGGAAUUGGCUGUGUUACUAAUUGGAGUGCAGAAAUCCUUGCAGUUCUUGUUUGGUUUGGGGUGGGUUGGUCAGAGAAGAUUUAGUGACAUCCUGGGUUAAUCUGAUUCAAGUGCUGCAAUUUCUGCUUUCAAAUCAACACCUCCUUUCCUGCCAGAUUUAGAAUGGUCUGAUAUGUUAUAUUUUCGUUUUCUGUAGCUUUAUCGCCUUCCAGUUCUCAGUUCAGUACUCUGAACUGUAUUUUGUAAUUGAUUUGGCCCUCUUGGGUGAAAAAAUUGCUGGUCUGAGAAAAAGAAAAAAAGAAGAGAAGCCCAAAAACUUCAUUUGUCAAGAUAUCAU
Molecule: messenger RNA, 2585 nt
Organism: Papaver somniferum (opium poppy)
Lineage: Eukaryota; Viridiplantae; Streptophyta; Magnoliopsida; Ranunculales; Papaveraceae
Product: heparanase-like protein 1
Exons: 12
Coding region: 271-1893 (540 amino acids)
Cellular component (GO): membrane; plant-type cell wall
Molecular function (GO): beta-glucuronidase activity
Source: RefSeq, a predicted model, not a curated record